AUGUUGCACCCCAGCCUCACCCCACUGCUCGUGCUGGUGCUGGGGGUCAGCCUGAGGGCUGCCUUUCCCCAUCACACCCUGAGUAAGGACUGCAGGCUGUCCAAGUACCAGAACAUUGUACAGGAGGAGCAGCAGGCUGCGGACAAGAUGAGACCAUUUGUGAAGAACCACAAAUGCAACACCAGGCUCUUCCACCGGAAAUGGAACGCAGUAGACCUGCCGAUGUCCGACCGAGUGGUGCUGGUGGCGGCCGAGCUGAACCUCACCACUGCCAUGCUGGAGCUCCCCGCUGCCCCCAGCUUUGCCGAGGCGCGCCGGCGGCCCCUGGACUUCUUCAGACACGCCCAGGAGGACGUGCGGGGCUGCGUGAGUGCCUCCCGCGUGGAUCCUUCGCACCAGCCCUCGGGCAGGCUGAGGCACUGGCUGCACAAGCUGCAGGCGGCCAUGCGAGCAAGCACGGCGUGCCUCAGGGCCACCACCAUCCUGCACGUCCUGCAGGUGCUGGACAACCUGCGCUGCGCUGCCCUCCAGGACAAGUGCUGCCGAGCUGGAGUGAACUGCUGAAGUGCCGAAGCUCUGAAGUGCUGAAC
Messenger RNA from Lonchura striata (white-rumped munia), 590 nucleotides. NCBI's taxonomy places the organism in Eukaryota, Metazoa, Chordata, Aves, Passeriformes, Estrildidae. The record is from RefSeq and is a predicted model, not a curated record.